CACAGUUAGGGACACGCGCUUUUCACUUUGUUUCCUGUUCCUGAAUCCACGGCUGCUGCUCUUUUUCAUCAUCUAAAUUGAUACUAAUGCUGGUAAUCAAAAACUUGCCCUUGGCGUUACUUUUUUUACAGGAUGUUUCUUUCUUUGACUUUGGCUACCAACGCCAUGUUUACCUCAGUUCAACUUUUUUUGGCAAACAGAUGCCAAGACCAGCUGUAAAAUGUCACACUGAUCAGGCCCUGGAAUGUGCUGCUUUAAUGCGACCAUGUUCAUGAUACAUGGUAUUAGUUAUGACUCUAUCUGAUGGUUUUUGUGUUAAUGUCCUUGAGUUCCUUACGUUGAAGAUAAUGAAGAUUUGCUCGAGUCUUCGUUACCCGCUUAUGACAGAUAUAUCGGUCCCCUUGAAGUACGGUAAGGCUGUAAUGCCUCAAGAUCGCUUGUCACAAAUAUCCACAUAGCUAAAACAUCUCGUUGAGUCCCAUCGGAAAUACCAGAAUGUCGCGUUAGUACAAGGUGCCCCGGUGAAAGGGAAUGCCAAACCUUCCAUCUCCGACCGCCACAAACGCUGCAAGCGCCGAAAACACACCGCGAACGUCAACAACCAGAAGGCUCCCCGCAGUUUGAAAACCUUGUAUUGUACCCAUCCCCGCCGGCCGGUCUUCUGGAAGCGGUGAGGAAUUUUUUUCCACAAUGUUCCUGAGGAUAUUUCUCCUUCUGGUCCCGUUUUCGGGGCGGGGACGGGCGCAGGAUGUCCCCGGGCAGGAGGUGUACUUCCCCGGCCGUCCGUGCCACGAGUUCCUGUGCGCUAACGAGGUGUGUGUGUCCAGGAGAGUCGUGUGUAACGGCGUCUCGGAGUGUGGAGACAACUCGGACGAGCUCAACUGUCACGGUACACCUGGCAACGGGAACACCCAGACCUCCUCUCGCUGUGCGGCGCACCAGUUCCUGUGCAGGGACAUGACGCAGUGCCUGUACCAGGGCUACAGGUGUGACGGGGAGGCCGACUGUAGGGACGGGUCAGACGAGGUCAACUGUCAGAUUGGUCCCACAGGUUGCCUUCAGAACCAGCUGCGGUGCGGGAGCGGCGCAUGCGUACCAGUGUCGUACCGCUGCGACAACAUAGCGGACUGUGAUGACGGUACCGACGAGUCCGGAUGCUAUCGCCCCGUCAACCCCCCUGAGCCGACCAGGGCCCCAGCCCCAGCUCCGACCCCAGGUACGACGGAAGGGCGCUGUAACGGUCACUCCAACACUGUCGACCAAAGGAACGGACACUGUUUGAACUGCCAGCACCACACGAUGGGACAGCGGUGCGAGACCUGUAUCCCAGGGUACACCGGUGACGCGACCCUGGGCACGCCGCACGCCUGCACGCCGGUCAUCCACGUCUGUCACUGCCACGGACACUCCGGACAAUGCGACACCUCCGGGAACUGUCUGAACUGCCAGCACAACACCGCCGGUUCCCGGUGCGAGCGGUGCGCGGAGGGAUAUUACGGUGAUCCGAGGUACGGUAACCCAGACGACUGCAGGCCCCUCAGUCAGGGUCAGGGGCCAACAGGACAAGGUCAAACAUCGCCGGGUCAGCAAGUUCAAGGUCAAACGGAUCAAAACCAACCUGACCAAGGUCAAACAGGACAAAAUCAGCCCGGUCAAACAAGUCAAGGUCAAGCAGGUCAAGGUCAGACAGGUGCAGGUCAACAGGAGGAGCUGCCGUACAUAGUUGGAGAGCAGUGCAGAUGCUACAACCACGCCACGAGAUGUGACCCGACAAGUUUCAAAUGCUUGGACUGCCAGCACAACACGGAGGGUUUCUACUGCCACCGGUGCCAGCCCGGGUUCCGGGGGAACGCUCUGUACGGCACCCCGCACGACUGCCAGAGGGUCCCGCUGUACUCGGAAGGAGCGUCCCCAGGCACCACCCCUGCUCCGGCCACCACCCCAGCCCCCACCGUCCGCCCGCACUGCUACUGUCACGGGCACAGCGACAAGUGCGACGAGUCGGGACGCUGUUUGGACUGCCUGCACCAGACGGAGGGGAAGCACUGCUCGCGGUGCCAGGCCGGGUACAUCGGAGACGCGCGGAAGGGCACGGCGGCGGACUGUCAGCUGGCGCAUCCCGACUGCUCCUGUCACGGCCACGCCGACUUCUGCGACGUCUUCGGCAGGUGUCUGAACUGUCGUGAUAACACAAUGGGAGACCAGUGCGAGCGGUGCGUCCUGGGUUACUAUGGUGACGCCACGAGAGGCACGCCCUCAGACUGUCGGCCAUGUCCCUGUCCGCUAACGGUCCCUUCAAAUCAAUUUUCUGACACGUGCACGCUGGACAUCGAUGGCCUGCCCACCUGCACACGGUGUCAUCCGGGGUAUCUGGGCCGGGACUGCGGGACGUGUGCAAACGGUUACUGGGGCAACCCGAGAGUGGAGGGGCAGAGAUGUGUUCGGCAGUGAUAUCCAGACACACACAUUGGGGAAUGACGGUACACUGCCACUUCGAAGACUCGAUCCCCCGACUUUGUGGACAAAAGGAUAAAAAAGAAAUAGCGACCUAUACUUAGAUUGCUGUGUUAUUGACAGCGAUGUUGAAUAUGUUAAAUGUUAUAUAUCAUGGUACUAUUCUAAUAUAAUCAUGUGCCUUUAUUCAACAGUGGCCUGUUUUUUGUAGUUGAUUUAUAUCAGUGCCAUAUAGUCGAGCUAAAAGUACGUCUUUGGAGAUUUUGGACUUCAUCAGCUUACCCUUGAUUGUUUUGUGUAGAUGUCUUUCCAGCAAGGCUAAUGUAUAUACGUUAUCAUUAUUGACGACAAACUUUUAUUCUGUCAUUGACUGUUAUAUUACUUGCUGGUGUGUUCUCCGUGAGUCGUAUGUAUUGUUGUUGGCACAUAGUAAUUAGAUCAUCGCCAUGUAAUGUGGCCUCCAGAUGCUUCGUGUCAGUCCUAAUUAGUGAGCAAGCAGUCUUGUUUACCUAAAACACGUGUCCAAGGACGCACCUAGCGCACACACGUAGCUUUGGGCAAACCUCUAAUCAUGUGAAGAAUGUUAAUCAAUUACCGACCAUUAAAGAGAAUCCAAUAUUAUCAUUAAGUUUCAAUCGUGUGCCUUCAACUGAUGGUUGUGAGAAAAACAGGCGAGCUCCACAUUUCGAUAUUUAAUUGACACUGCUCUAAUAAUGGAUAUUUACUUGUUGCCGCGAAAAACUCACUUAAAACGACGUUUUGCUAAUUCAUUUUACAUCAUAAGGAUGCCGAAUAUACAUGUUGCGACAUAUUUUAUUACGACUGUAACGCAUAGGUCUAUUAUGAACACCUGGGGGCGGUGCAAAACAAUGUAUGGGUGUUCCAUGUUAGCUCAUGACUUAAUCUUAUGUUAUAUUUAUUCAGUAUAUAAAGUUUGCACGGCGAAGUGAUAAACAGAGCAAACCUCUGAUAAGCACUUAUCAAACUGUAAUCUCUCGAUGAAAUAGUGACGAGGGCAAUGGAAUAAAAUUGGUGUACCAACUCUUUUCAAACAUA
This is a messenger RNA of Branchiostoma floridae (Florida lancelet), 3510 nucleotides long. RefSeq names its product laminin subunit beta-1-like. Gene Ontology annotation, molecular function: protein binding. Lineage: Eukaryota; Metazoa; Chordata; Leptocardii; Amphioxiformes; Branchiostomatidae. The transcript is spliced from 12 exons. The record is from RefSeq and is a predicted model, not a curated record. Bases 691 to 2451 code for a protein of 586 amino acids.